ACCGUGACGUUCUCUGUUCGAAAACUGGAUCAGUUCCUGACCGCAUCCAUGAGGCGUCUUGCGAGGAUUUAGCUAGAUCCCAAAAAUCGCGUUCGAAAAAAUCUUUAGAGCAGUUGUGAUUCGAUCGAGCAAGAGUGCACAGUGAAAUCAUCCAAUCGUUCAAAUUAGUGCGAUACGAUCGAGCGCAUAAUGAUAACGAUAACGGUGGUGUUACUGCUACUCGCGGUAUCGAUGGUCAAUUCCCUGCCGCUCGCUAAUGUGCAUGUGAAAUUUGUAUCACCCUCCAAUGUACACGAGCACAGCAUCACAACAGACGGAGAUCGAACAUUGGCUCAAAAGUCAUUUAUCUCGAUCGGUCGAAGAAGCUCGACAAAGCGUUCUAAGGAUCUCGAUUAUAAUUACAGAACAAAUCUACGGCGAAAUUACGCACAGCAGACAAUACCGAUAACGAGCUCCGAAAACGCUGAAUCCCUGUGGCCAGUCGGUGUCUUCCUGCCUCCGAUUGACAUCAAUGAUCUUGGAUAUAGUUGGCACGAGGUGCAACGUGGUCUUCCUGAUUUCUAUAAAUUGGAGGGACGAGAUCCGUAUUUAUUAACUGGCCGUGAAGCAAUGAUGGCAGUUAAAUAUCUCUAUGGACUGGGUGAGCUUUUCUUCGAUGAUUACCCGCAUGCAAAAGCAUUGCUGCGAAAUCAGGAAGAGAGAAGGUUAAAUGGUUUGCAUGGACAAAUUCUGGGAAGUUUAAAUCCUAGAUCUCCGUUUCACAGGCAAGGCGUCAAGAAGCAAAACUAGCUAACUACUUAAACUAAGAGUGAUCUGAAAAGUUAUUUAUAUUCAGUAGAGAUAUUACUGUGCUCCAGAAGAAAAAAUAAUAUAUAAGUUUAAUUUGCAAUAUAUAAUAUUUUUUAUAAAUAAAAAAUGUA
Cataglyphis hispanica is the source of this 920-nucleotide messenger RNA. RefSeq lists its product as uncharacterized. Lineage: Eukaryota; Metazoa; Arthropoda; Insecta; Hymenoptera; Formicidae. The coding region runs from base 190 to 789 and encodes 199 amino acids. The record is from RefSeq and is a predicted model, not a curated record. The transcript has 5 exons.